GCCCCCAGCUUCCAUUUCUGAACUGAAAGGACGCCGCCGCUCCGCGUAGAGUCCUCGCCUUUUUUUAUACACAUUUAAGUAAAUAAACUAGGUUCUCUCUCGUAAAUUAGGACCGUUGCUCAAAGAUAGCGAGUGAAACAGCAGUUCUUUUUCAUCGUGGUAUGCUGUUUGACUGGUGGCUGGAACUGUAGCUAGCAUUUUAUUCCCCAUUUUAACUUUACUAAGCGGCGUUUUCCGCCGUUUUUUUCUUUCCGCCGCCCCGCUCACUCUACCCCCUUGUGCGUGAGUAGGGGCCUGCAACGUUGGUUUGGCCACGAGGCGCGUCGGUACAGUUGUAACAGGGCGAUGGCGGAGUUCGGUAACGGACUGGCGGAGGAAUCUCUACUAGAUUCAGACCCCGGACAUCCCGAGCUGGAAGACCCGGGUGUUGGUGAUGAAGAACCAGGGUUAGAAGAGGGAGAGGCCGCGAUUGAAGACCCGGAGCUGGAGGCAAUCAAAGCCCGUGUGAGAGAGAUGGAGGAAGAGGCAGAGAAGCUGAAGGAGCUCCAGAACGAGGUGGAGAAACAGAUGAAUCUCAGCCCCCCACCAGUCGGCCCUGUCAUCAUGUCCAUCGAGGAAAAGAUGGAAGCAGAUGGCAGAUCUAUUUAUGUUGGAAAUGUCGACUACGGUGCCACGGCAGAAGAGCUCGAGGCUCACUUUCAUGGCUGCGGUUCAGUAAACAGAGUCACCAUCCUAUGUGACAAAUACACAGGGCAUCCCAAAGGGUUUGCCUAUAUUGAGUUUGCAGACAAAGAGUCUGUUAGGACAGCCAUGGCUUUGGACGAGUCCCUUUUCAGGGGAAGGCAGAUAAAGGUGGGUGCUAAGAGAACAAACAGACCCGGCAUCAGCACCACAGACCGCGGCUUUCCACGGGCUCGGUUCCGGUCACGCGGAGGAGGCGGCGGAGGAGGAGGAGGAGGUGGAGGAAGCUUUUCGUCGCGUGCACGCUACUAUAGUGGCUACACACCACCAAGAGGCAGAGGCCGGGCCUUCAGGGGCCGAGGGCGAACAACAUCGUGGUAUUCCCCUUACUAAACACCCCUCCCUCCCCAACACUCCCAUACUAUCAACCCUCUCCCCUCUCUGUUCCCAUUUAAACAAAAAAAACACACACACACACACACACACACACACACAGAAAAGUCCUCCCCUUCCCCAACAAUAAAAGAAGAGAACCCCAGAAGAGAGAAAAAAGACAAAAAAAAAAAAAAACUUCUCCUGGACAGAGAGACUGACUGGCCGCAGUGUGCGAUUGUGUGUGAGCGUGCGUGUGCGGAGGUUGAUGCAGUCACCCCUGGUAAGGUAUCAGUUGGCCAUUGGGGAAAAAAUACAGUGGCAGAAUUCUUUGUUUUUUGUUGGUUUUUGAGGGGAGGGAAGUGUGUGUGUGUGUGGGGGGGGGGGCAUGUGGGGGAAAGAGAAGAUGGUGGUAUCUCAGGCUGCAGAUGUGUCUCCUUUGGUCUGGCUGUGACCUCCUGCUUUCACACCAUCACCAACACAGCCCACCCACUCACCCUCCACCACCACCAAAACAAGAAAAAAAAAAAAAAAAAAAACGUGGGGGGGGGGGGGG
This is a messenger RNA of Cottoperca gobio, 1609 nucleotides long. It is a transcript of the gene pabpn1, whose product is annotated as poly(A) binding protein, nuclear 1. The record is from RefSeq and is a predicted model, not a curated record. NCBI's taxonomy places the organism in Eukaryota, Metazoa, Chordata, Actinopteri, Perciformes, Bovichtidae. Gene Ontology annotation, molecular function: poly(A) binding. Gene Ontology annotation, cellular component: nucleus. The transcript is spliced from 7 exons. Bases 346 to 1074 code for a protein of 242 amino acids.